Messenger RNA from Botrytis sinoallii, 1009 nucleotides. RefSeq lists its product as uncharacterized. Gene Ontology annotation, cellular component: fungal-type vacuole membrane; vacuolar transporter chaperone complex. The record is from RefSeq and is a predicted model, not a curated record. The transcript has 2 exons. The coding region runs from base 244 to 621 and encodes 125 amino acids. NCBI's taxonomy places the organism in Eukaryota, Fungi, Ascomycota, Leotiomycetes, Helotiales, Sclerotiniaceae.
ACCUUCCAGCUUCCUUCAUAAUUCCACAACUUCCGAAUCAGUGAAAGAGUUUUCGCUCACGGAGUCUACGAGAUCAAGUACGAAUCACUGCCACCAAGAAGACGACUUUGUAAAGCGACGUUACUUAUACCAUCUUGUAAUACGGUUUUCUGUCGAAACAAUUAAUCGGGUGUCUUAAACAUUUCAUCCUUAUCGUCAUACCUCAUACACACAAUCCGCAAGCAAAAUCUCAUUCUACUCAAGAUGUCGAGUCAACCACUCCUUCAAACUGCGCCUGGAAAACGCAUCGCCCUUCCCACGCGCGUCGAACCCAAAGUCUUCUUCGCCAACGAGCGCACCUUUCUCUCCUGGCUCAACUUCACCGUCAUCCUCGGCGCUCUCGCAAUCGGCAUGUUGAAUUUUGGCGAUCGUCCCGCCUUCAUCUCCGCUUCCAUCUUCACAGUCAUCUCCAUGUUGACAAUGGGGUAUGCGUUGUACACGUACCAUUGGCGUGCAAAGAGUAUCAGGUUGAGAGGACAAGGAGGCUUUGAUGAUCGGGUUGGUCCGACUGUGUUGGCUUUGGUCUUGUUGUUGGCAGUGGUGGUGAACUUUAUUUUGAGAAUUGUUUACGGAAGGGAUUGAAUAGGAGGAGAGCGGAGAAAGAUGGAGGGGAAGUGAGAAUUAUGAGAAAGGGGGAAGCUUAUAGUUGUGGUUGGAAAGGGGAUAGAUAGUGAGGGAUUUGAGCAAGCGAGAAUACGGGGGAGACGAUGGGAUGAGAGUCGAGGACAUGUUACUGAUGAAGGAGAGCGUCGCAAUUGGGAGUUGAUAUAUAAUUAUCACUGCCAGACCAGCAGUAUAUCAACUGCAUGUAAGUAUAUUGGACUUUCGCAGGAACAUGUAGUUAGUUAUUGAACUGAGAGCGAGUUUAUUUAGAUUGGGAAAGCUGGAAGUAAUUACAUCACUAAAUAGUGAUGACUAGUCGUAGCUAGUCGUAGCUGUCAUGUCAUAUAUAUGUAUUUAUAUUUUUGGG